Molecule: messenger RNA, 1071 nt
Organism: Clonostachys solani
Lineage: Eukaryota; Fungi; Ascomycota; Sordariomycetes; Hypocreales; Bionectriaceae
Source: the annotation of a GenBank genome assembly
AUGGCGUCAGAGUCCCAGAAAUUCCCUGUUGCUCCCAGCGAGGCCAGGCGUUUCGUAGAGGAUGUCCUUAAAGGAAACGGCGUGCCGCCAGAGAAUGCAGCCAUCAUCGCCAAGUGCCUCAUCGCAGCCGAUCUGCGCGGCGUGGACACUCACGGCAUGAACCGCAUCCCCUCUUACAUGCAACGCAUCCGCCAAGGAGCCCUUGACCCCGCCGCUCAGCCAGUCGUCACUCAAGUGACGCCCGUGGUAACACAAAUUGACGGGAAAAAUGGGUUUGGCUUCGUGUCGGCGUAUAAAGGCAUGGCUGCCGCCAUCGAGAGUGCCAAGACCUAUGGCAUUGGCAUGACCAGCAUCAAGGGGAGCAAUCACUACGGCAUGAGUGCUUGGAUCGUGCAGCAGGCGAUUGAUGCGAACAUGAUGAGUCUGGUAUUCACCAACUCAAGCCCUGCUCUCCCCGCUUUCGGGGGCAAGAGCAAGCUCAUAGGUGUAUCACCGAUUGCUUGUGGCGCGCCAGGCAAGACACCCGAAACAAGUUUCAUCCUGGACAUGGCGCCCUCGGUGGCGGCCCGUGGGAAGAUCUACAAGGCCAAGAGACGUGGAGAGAAGAUUCCUUUGGACUGGGCGCUGGACGCCGAAGGCCGGCCCACAGAUGACCCGGAGGCGGCGCUGGGAGGUGUGAUGCUGCCCAUGGGAGGUCCCAAGGGCUCGGCACUGGCUAUCAUGAUGGAUGUAUUCUCAGGUGUGCUUUCUGGGUCGGCCUUUGCUGGUCAUGUCACUGGCCCGUACGACCCAUCGAAGCCGGCGGACGUUGGGCAUUUUCUUGUGGCCAUCAAGCCGGAUCUGUUCAUGGGCCUAGAUGAGUUCAGAGACCGGAUCCAAUACCUGUACGACCGCGUGGUGGGAUCAGAAAAGGCCGCUGGGGUGGAGAGGAUCUAUUUCCCGGGCGAGAUUGAGCAGCUGACGAAAAAAGAGAGGGAAGUGAGUGGCAUCCCGUUGGUGCAGGCUGAAAUCGAUGCACUGAAUGAGGAGGCGAAGAAGGUGUCUGCUGCAUUGUUGGCGACGGCACAGUGA